Molecule: messenger RNA, 2383 nt
Organism: Gopherus flavomarginatus (Mexican gopher tortoise)
Lineage: Eukaryota; Metazoa; Chordata; Testudines; Testudinidae
Gene: PP2D1
Product: protein phosphatase 2C like domain containing 1
Exons: 4
Coding region: 211-2205 (664 amino acids)
Biological process (GO): protein dephosphorylation
Molecular function (GO): protein serine/threonine phosphatase activity
Source: RefSeq, a predicted model, not a curated record
AGUGAAGAGCACAUUAUUAAAUAUUUGUUUCCUAUAAACCAAGUAGGAUAAUUACCAGCUCCGCAACUGGGAACUACGGGCAGCAGUGCUGAUCGCCAAGCAGACACCUUAGGCCUGCAGCUGCUUGGCUCUACCACAUUUAAAGGGCCAGCCCCAAGAAAGGCACUUUGGAGAAGAAUUCCUACAGCUGGGCAGACCUGCAUUAGGGAAAUGACAUGGGAACCAAAUUUACAAAGUACCUCAAAAACAGCUGACUUUGAACUCUACAGACAUAAGGAAGAUCAGGCUGAGGACAACAGUAGGUUCUGGAAAGUAGGUUCUGGGGAUAUUCCAGUUCUUUGUUCAAUAUGUCAACAAACAAUAUACCCACAUCAACUUUUUUAUCAUAAAAAAGAGCACAAAGCCCUAGCUCUGCUGGGUUAUCAUCGUCCAUGGAUUGAAACGGACACCAACAAACUUUUACUUCAGCGACAGAAAGUAAUUUCAAAACUGAUCAAGCUUUCUAAAUACACUGAAAGAGACAAACAGAAAAUUGAUUGUUCAUUAGAGCUAUUUAAGAAUAAGUCAAAGGACACCUCAUAUUUUAAUGUUGAUAAUAUUGCUGACAGUUCUGGAUACCUCAAGAGAGUAAGCAACUCUCUAAUAAAAGCAUUAGCAGUUUGCCAAGACAAAAAUUCAACAUGGCGAGCAGAUAUGGAAGAUAUAUUCAUUGUGCUAGAUAAUUUUGGAAAUAGGUCAGAUACGUGUUUUUUGGGCUUAUUCGAUGGCUAUCAUGGUGUGUUUGCUGCUGAGACAGUUUCAGCAGAGCUCCCACUUUUAUUUCUUGACCAACUGUCUCACACUGAUUCCUCUUACAAAGUGAGUAGAAAUGAGGAACAGAUCCUAGAUUCUUUUGUCACAGUAAUCAAGGGAAAUUACAGGGAUCAGGAAAAGGUUUUCUCUGGUAAAACAGACAGUGAUAAGACAACCAAGCCCAACACUUAUGAAUGGAUUCACAAAGCAUAUGCAAAGUCUUUUUGGAGAAUGGACAGACUUUUACAACUUGGAAGGAAUGAGGUUUCCAAAGUUCGCUGGAGUAGCUGUACAGCUGUUACCUGUUUAGUGGAAAGGAUCAGUAAUGAAAAGAGCAUCAAGGAACAAGAGCCGACAAUGCUGCUUGAAACCAACACUAAUAAUUCAGCAAAUCCAUCCGAAAGCAGUACUGGGAUACUGCAUAUUGCUAAUAUUGGUAAUAUACAUGCAGUCUUAUGCAAAAAUGGAAAAAGCUACUGCCUUACCAAAGAACACAGCACUUCUAAUUCCAAGGAAAGAGACCGUAUACUUCAGAAUGGUGGAAACAUCAGCACAAAUGAACCAAAAGGACUAGUUGAAGGGCUCAUCAGAGCUACUCGUGGCCUUGGACAUCACGGAGAUCCAAAGCUGAAAAAAUCUGUUAUUCCUGUACCACAUACCAUAUCUGUCCCUACAGAUGAUUCAUGUCAAUUCCUUAUUUUAGCUUCUAAUGGGCUUUGGGAAGUUCUGGAUAAAAAUGAAGUGGUUAUAUUAACUCUAAGAAUGUUCACCUCUUAUUUGGAAAUGUAUGUCCAGCAAGAAGAUAUUUCUAUGCACAGAUAUCAGUAUUCAGUAGUUCCCUAUAAAGACUAUUUAUGUAGUUCAAUGGAUAUUAAUGACCUAGAAGACAGAAUCCAAUUAUGGUAUUUUAAUAAAGAAGCUUUCCUCCAGAAUCAACAUGAAGGCACUCUGAAACAAUAUAAUAAAAAAUCAUGCUCAUGUAACAGAAGAGAUUCGCAAAAUGAAAACAGGAUGCAGCCAGGCUCUAACAAAGAGAGUUCUGAAGAAGUGCAGCAGUUAGAGGAUCACGUAAAACAAGCUGAUACCAAAGCUUGUCUGUCUAAUAAUCAUGGAACAUGUUCACAACACACAGAGAUAAUCCAGUCAGCCUCUGGCAGUCAAGAAGGUUUUGAAGAAUUGAAACAGUUUGACGAUGAUACAAAAACAUAUCUGUCUAAUAAUCGUGGAUCACAUUCACAAAUUGCCAGCAAAGGAGAAAUAAACUCGGCAACAUUCUAUGACAGUGCAGCAAAUUACAUUAGUAAACAACUGGUAAAAACUGCAUUAGCAGCAGGUUCUCGAGAUAAUAUUACUAUUUUGGUUGCACUUCUAAAUGGAUGUGAUAAGAUACCUAAUUAUAUUCAAAAUGUGUAAUGUGCUUACCGGACAGAGUACCAGAGUGUGUAAAAUAUACCCUAGAUUUAGGCAAGUCAAGUUACAUGAGUCUUAAAGUGUCAUCCUCACCUGGUCAACCCAUUUUGGGGCAAAAGUCAUUUUCUGUAAUUAUGUGAAAGCACUAACUGCUAAAAUUCAAUAAAGAUUUCUUGUUGAA